AUGGCGGGCGCCGAAGUAAAUCGCGUAGGCAUGAGAAUGCCGAAAUUUACUUCCGAGGAUCCGGAACUGUGGUUUAAUAUCAUAGAUCGGAGCUUCCAGGCCGCUGGAAUUACUACGGACGCGACCAAGUUCGGUUACGUUCUUACGGCGAUCGGUCCGCGACACGCAAUGGAGGUACGCGACAUAAUAAUGAACCCGCCAGCGGAACGCACGUACGAAACUUUAAGAUGCGAGCUCAUAAAAAGACUAAGUUUAUCGCAGGAGCACAAGACGCGACGGCUCCUGGAGCAUGAGGAGAUAGGCGACCGCAAACCGACACAAUUUUUGCGGCACCUUCGAGGUCUCGCCGGUAAUGUCGUCGGGGAUGAAGUGCUGCGAACCAUUUGGUUGAGUCAACUACCUGUUUAUUUGCAGCCGCAUCUUGUAACGCGCGUGGGAGAUACGCUGGAGAUGCUCGCGGAUAUGGCGGACGCGAUCGUGGAGGCAACGAGAGCGCCCGCGGUGCACGUCGCGGAAGCGGCUCGGCCGACGACGUUCGCGGGUGCCGACGGAAACGGAAUGGCUGCAUUGGAAGCGAGGAUCAAUGUGCAGAUGACACAGAUGCGUAUGGCCAUGCAGCAAGAGUUCGCGGAACAAAUGACCGGCUUGCGAAAAUGCAUCAAGGCGUUAGGAGAGCGAGAACCUCGCCGGAGCGACGGCGGUGGUCGUCGCAGGCGGGAGCGUUCGCGAUCGCGCUCUCGCGUCCGUGGUCACGCGUCAAACGGUCUGUGUUACUACCAUUGGAGAUUCGGACCGGACGCACGAAGAUGUGAGCCCCCGUGUCCCAGACAGCCGCAGGGAAACGCGACUGAUGGCCCGUCACUGAUGACGGCCGGUGAUCAAGGCCAGGAUUCGCGCCGUCUGUUCGUGACUGACCGCGACACGCGAAUUAACUUCCUCGUGGAUACAGGCGCAGACCUAUGCGUUUUUCCUCGCAGGAUGGUGCGUAGGCCGCGGCAGAAAUCGACGUACGAGUUAUCCGCAGCGAAUGGAACGGUGAUCCAUACCUACGAAACCGAGACGUUAACGUUGAAUCUCGGAUUACGACGGAACUUUACGUGGCGAUUUGUACUCGCAGAUGUGUCGAGGCCGAUUAUCGGCGCGGACUUUCUGUCCUAUUACGGACUCCUGGUGGACUUGCGGAAUCGUCGGCUAGUCGAUCAGGCGACGGGACUCGUGGCCGGGGGACGUAGCGCACAGUGCGGAAUGCCGACCAUACGAACGGUGACGGGAGUGACGCCGUAUCACAAACUCUUAGCGUGUUAUUAA
Nylanderia fulva is the source of this 1308-nucleotide messenger RNA. RefSeq lists its product as uncharacterized. Lineage: Eukaryota; Metazoa; Arthropoda; Insecta; Hymenoptera; Formicidae. Gene Ontology annotation, biological process: proteolysis. Gene Ontology annotation, molecular function: aspartic-type endopeptidase activity. The record is from RefSeq and is a predicted model, not a curated record.